AUGGAUCUAUAUAUUUCGAACUAUACUUCUGAUGACGAUAUGGCGAUUCUGCGCCGUCGAUGGAUAGAAUUACUUCCUCUUGUAGUUGGGGAUAUUGUACAUGUAGAAAACCCCGAGGGGUAUUCCUAUCUACUCGAUCCGAUUAUUCCUGGUCCGGGUUAUGUUGUAACUUGGUACCAUCAACUGCACUGUCUUUUUUUUCUAAUGAGCGAAUACGAUCGUCUUCUUCGGCAUGGACCAAAUGGUAAAGAGAGGUCAAUACCUGCAGGUUCCUCUAGUAUACAUACUAGGCACUGCUUUGAAAUCUUGCGUCAUUCAAUUCUCUGUCAUUUGGAUAUGACACUAGAAGGUGGCAGUGCGCCAUUUUUCAAUGGAACUACAGGAUUCGGUCACGCUCAUGUUUGCCAAAAUCGGCAAGAAGCUAUUGACUGGAUGGAGAAAAAUAGGGCCAAUGACAAUAGGAUGAUUAUUAGGGCAUAG
Messenger RNA from Bipolaris victoriae FI3, 480 nucleotides. RefSeq lists its product as hypothetical. Gene Ontology annotation, biological process: mycotoxin biosynthetic process. The record is from RefSeq and is a predicted model, not a curated record. The coding region runs from base 1 to 480 and encodes 159 amino acids. The transcript has 3 exons. NCBI's taxonomy places the organism in Eukaryota, Fungi, Ascomycota, Dothideomycetes, Pleosporales, Pleosporaceae.